Molecule: messenger RNA, 411 nt
Organism: Plasmodium gallinaceum
Lineage: Eukaryota; Apicomplexa; Aconoidasida; Haemosporida; Plasmodiidae
Product: fam-g protein
Exons: 2
Coding region: 1-411 (136 amino acids)
Source: RefSeq, a predicted model, not a curated record
AUGAAAGCAUUUACUUUAUGUUUAAAGAUUUUUACAUUUCUUAUUUUAACUUGGAUAUUUCAUUGCUUUUACAACUAUGAUUCCUGUAGGUCCUUUAUUGAUAAAGAUACAUUACUAAUAAAUAACAAGUUAAAAGAUAAAAGAUUAUUAGCUGAGGGUAAUAUAUUGGAGAAAAAUCAAACACAUAUUAUAGAACGUAAAGAACAUUAUCAAUAUGGUGAAAAAGAUAACAAGAAUGAAAAGCUGAUUAAUUUGAAGAACAUGUAUAGUGUGUAUUAUAGUGCUAUUUAUCUAUUAAUGUGUGAACUGUUUUUUAUAGAAACAAAUGAAAUUUGUAGUAAAUGUAAAGAACAAAUGUUGAGUUUUUAUAGGAGCAAUAAUUCAUAUACGAAGUAUCUUGAGCCACUUUAA